Molecule: messenger RNA, 4664 nt
Organism: Cajanus cajan (pigeon pea)
Lineage: Eukaryota; Viridiplantae; Streptophyta; Magnoliopsida; Fabales; Fabaceae
Source: RefSeq, a predicted model, not a curated record
UUUAAUAUCGAUUAUCGAUUUUAGAUAUUGGCUUACGCGCUGCAUCUACAAAUCGCAACCCAAAAUCUCUCUCUCUCUCUGAUUGGUUUCGUUAAAUUUCUCUCCGUCUCACGUCGCUGCCGGAUCACUUUGGGAUUUUCGGCGGGCACUUGCGUCGCACUCGCAUGACCCAAUUAUUGCGAGGGACGAAUUCCUUGAAUUUUCCGGCGAGGUAAGAUUCCAUUGAAAUUUUGUUUUGGUCCGAAGGGGAGGGGGAAACUUUGCGUAAUUACGGUCGAUUUCUCUUCAGAUCUGGGAUUUAGGGUUUGGUUGCGGGUGAUGUUAAUUUUGGAGGAGGGGUUUUGGUAGAUGGAAUCGGGCGUGAGAUCGAGUGGUUCUGGGGUUUUGGUGGAGAGCAGAAACUCCUCGGGUUGUUUAAUUGUGCGAAAGAAAGGGGAUGGGUUGGGUGCUACUGCUUCCACCUCUCGGAAGCUUUAUGAAUCGAAGAAAAGGGCCAACAUUAACGUGUCCUUGAGUGAUUCUGGGUCAAGCGACGAGUUGAUGAUGCCUCCCGGUAGAAGGGUUGGCCCGGAGACUAUACGAGUUUGCAAUGGUUUGGCUGCCUCUGAGCGUGGUAGUAGUGAAAUUAGUCGCAAGAGGAAUAGAGUGGAACUGAUUAGGGGUAGUGGAGAAGGUAUUGCUUCGGAGAGAGGUUUGGAGCAGAGGGAUAGGAAGCUUACUAAAUUGGAUGUGUAUGAUUUUGACGAAUAUGAUGGUAUGGAUAUGGAAAACAUGAGGAGGAGGCAUUUGGAUGGUAAUGGAGUUGGUCAUGGAGGAGGAAAGUUUAUGGGAUCAGUUCAUGCUUCUAGAAUUGGCGUUGAUAGGGAAUUCAAAACAGGGUCAAGUGGACGUGUUCUUGAUAAGAGAAAGGACUCCCAUUAUGACAGGCCCAGUGGCUUGUAUCCCGGGGAUAAUGUUGAUCACAGUAGACUCAAGAUGAACAGGGAUAUGGCUCGACUACCGCUACCAUCACAGAGGGAGAAGCUUAAUUCAGAUGGGUCCAUUAGGGUUCAAGGAAAAAAUGGUGUUUUGAAGGUAAUGGUUAAUAAGAAUAAGGUGGGUGUGUCAUCAGAACACUAUGAUCAUCGUAAACCUGUGGAAAGCAGGGAAAGCAGGCAAAGGUUGAAGAGUGAAGAGAAUGCCACAAGAUGGAUGAGUGAAGAGAAUGCCACAAGAUGGAUGAGUGAAGAGAAUGCCUCAAGAUGGAAGAGCGAAGAAAAUGCCAAGAAGUUGAAGACCGAAGAGACUGCCAAGAAGAAUGUUCCAAUUUGUUCUUCAUCGUACUUGGAAGCCAAACCUGUUGAGAAACCAAGAUUACUUAAGAGGCUGGAGAAGAAACGGAUAGCAUCAAGAAAAUCCUUGUCAAGCAAGGACAGUAAGGGUGAUGAGGGGGAUUCAGAUAACAGUGACACAUCAUUGAAUCUGGGAAUAAAAAAUACUGAAGCUCAUAAGCCUGGGAAAAAAAUAAUCUCUGACGAUGAGCAGACUCCAGGGCAUGAAAAACUCCCCACCACAAAAGUUAAAGAAGGAAAAAUCAAGCGUGGUAGUGGUACAGAAAAACAGAAGCUGCGAGAACGAAUAAGGGAGAUGCUGCUGAGUUCAGGUUGGACCAUAGACUAUCGACCUCGAAGGAACAGAGACUACCUGGAUGCAGUUUACAUCAAUCCAUCAGGUACAGCCUAUUGGUCUAUCAUCAAGGCCUAUGAUGCACUUCAAAAGCAAUUGAAUGAUGAUGCUAAUGAGGCCAUGCGCAAAGGAGACAGUUCUUCUUUUGCUCCUAUUGCAGAUGAGGUGCUCAGUCAGCUAACAAGGAAAACUAGGAAGAAAAUGGAGAAAGAAUUGAAAAAGAAGAAGAAAAGAUAUGAUAGUGAAAGUGAUAAUAAAAGAGAGCCGCAGUUAAGACGAUCUUCCACCAACAAGCAUGAAAUGAAUAGCACAGAUAGUGAUAGUGACAGGGAGAAGUUAAGCUCUUUUAUAAAGCAUGGAAGUAAGUCAAUAAAAAAUAAAAUGUUUGAAAAUACCACUAUCAGUGCUCGCUCUAAAAUUCCAAAUGCUAACCAUCACUCAAGUGACGGAAUAGAAAAAUCAUCAUUUGGAUGUGAUCCUUAUAUACAUGGACGGAAAAGUAAAAAACAUGGAAGAUGUACUUUGUUAGUUCGCAGUUCUGACAAAGGAUUAAAUUCAGAAGCUGAUGGCUUUGUCCCAUAUAUGGGAAAACGGACAGUUCUUUCCUGGUUGAUUGACUCUGGAUCAGUAGAGUUAAGCCAAAAGGUUCAGUACCGCAGACGGAAGAAAGUCCUGCUGGAGGGGUGGAUCACAAGAGAUGGUAUUCAUUGUGGCUGCUGUAGUAAGAUCCUCACAGUUUCAAAGUUUGAGCUUCAUGCAGGAAGCAAAUUGCCACAGCCUUAUCAAAACAUAUAUUUGGAAUCUGGAGUUUCUCUUCUACAGUGCCAGAUAGAUGCAUGGAAUAGACAAGAGCAUUCUGAAAAAAUUGGUUUCCAUUCUGUUGAUAUUGAUGGAGAUGAUCCAAAUGAUGAUACUUGUGGUAUAUGUGGAGAUGGAGGGGAUUUAAUCUGUUGUGAUGGUUGUCCGUCAACAUUUCAUCAGAGAUGCUUGGAUAUACAGAUGCUUCCUCCCGGUGAAUGGCAUUGUCCGAAUUGUACCUGUAAAUUUUGUGGCAUAGCCAGUGGAACUUCUGACAAAGAUGAAGCAACUGUGUAUGUCCUACGUACUUGCAACUUAUGCGAGAAGAAAUAUCAUGACUCUUGCACUAAGGAGAUUGAUACCCUUCCUGAUAACUUUAAUACAUCAAGCCUUUCUUUUUGUGGGAAAGAAUGCAAAGAGCUGUCUGAACACUUGAAGAAAUACCUUGGUGCUAAGCAUGAACUAGAAGCGGGUUUUUCUUGGUCUCUCAUUCAUAGAACAGAUGAUGACUCAGAAGCUGCUUGCAGGGGAAUUACCCACAGGGUAGAAUGCAAUUCCAAGCUGGCUAUUGCACUGACAGUGAUGGAUGAAUGCUUUUUACCUGUUAUUGAUCGAAGGAGUGGGAUCAAUUUAAUCCGUAAUGUUUUAUAUAAUUGUGGGUCAAACUUUAGUCGGUUGAGUUAUAGUGGCUUUUACACAGCUAUUUUGGAGAGAGGGGAUGAAAUUGUCGCAGCAGCAUCUAUCAGGUUCCAUGGAACUAUGAUAGCAGAGAUGCCAUUCAUUGGAACUCGCCAUAUAUAUAGGCGCCAAGGGAUGUGCCGCCGGCUUUUUUCUGCCAUUGAAUCGGCCCUUUGCUCUCUGAAGGUUGAAAAGCUAGUUAUUCCUGCAAUUGCUGAACUCACACAUACAUGGACGACAAUUUUUGGCUUCACACAUCUAGACGAAUCACUCAGACAAGAAAUGAAGUCACUGAAUAUGAUGGCCUUCCCUGGUAUAGAUAUGCUACAGAAGGCUAUAGUGGAACAAAGAAAACAUGAGGGUGAUACAACCACAGGUUCUGAGAAAAUGGAAAAUGGAGGUAAUGAUUUGACCAAAACGGGAAAUAGGUCUGAUUUGGGUUCUUCAACUCCGCAAGAUCCUCAUGGAAGUGAUGAUGUUAGUUCAAAUCCUACCAAUGAGUCGAAUGAUGAAUGUAGCUAUGCUUCUCAAGAACUAAACAACCAUGUUUUGGUCGAUGGGACUCUCCGUUCCAAAUCUUAUUCUGAGGAAAUGGUGUCUGAUUCAGUUUCAGAUAAAUGUGUUUCUCCUUCUAGAACAAGUCAUAGUGCAGUGCAAAUGAAAAAUGAAGAAUUGACUGCUUCUCCUGUUGAUAAAUUAAAUCCUUCUUCCAAAAGUCAAUCCAUUUCUCUGAAUGGCACUUCUGUGAGUCGUCACCCAUUAGAUAUUCGGAGAGCUCAAACUUUGGUUCAGGAAACUGCUUGUUCUGAACGGUGUCCCGCAGAAAACCUUGACAAGAAAUGUCACUCAUCCACUGCUAUGAAUUGUGAUUCAUUGGAGCUUGACAUUAAUCCAGUGUUGGAUUCUGAAAUGGCAGACAAUACUACGCCUUCUAAAGAGGUUUAUAUGAAUGACGCUCUUGAAACAGUUCCUUCAGGGAAUUUAUCUGGAGAGAAUAUUGCAAAGGGGAAUAAUGAAAAUGUAGAUGUCUCCGGUUCUGCUCUCAAUCAUGCUAAUGAGAGUUAUUUGCAACUAGGUUCUGAUUCCAAUGGUGAAAUUGGAUUUGAGAAUGACAAGUAUUUACAUUUGUAACGCAGGAGUUGCUUCAAAUGAAAUGGAUCUUGAUGAAAGUGGCCUAAAUGCUUCAGGUGAUUGUUCCGAGACUGUUCUGGUCUAACAGAAUGAUCAAGUCAUGUACUGCUCGUGAUUCUCUCUGUAAGUUUAUCAAGGUUUUUGAAGUUUCGGCGUUGUGCUUUGAUCCGGUGUUAUGAAUAAGUUCUAUUGAUUGAGGGAAGUAUUGUUUGGUCCCCUUGUCAUUUAUGAGUUAAUUUUUUAAGGUUAAAAGUAGCUCACUUCAAUUUUAUGUGAAUGUUACUUCUGCCAAAAAGAUUCUACUGCAUCUGGCACCAGACCUGUUGCCAUAUGAUCAUUUAGCUGAAUGGGUGAAGUUAUUGGAAAGUAAUCUGCAACGGUCCUUCAAAUUA